Molecule: messenger RNA, 1029 nt
Organism: Oikopleura dioica
Lineage: Eukaryota; Metazoa; Chordata; Appendicularia; Copelata; Oikopleuridae
Source: the annotation of a GenBank genome assembly
AUGAGCAGCUCACAGGGCUCAGAGUUAGGCACACAAGAGAGAAACAACUCAGACAGCGGCCAUGUGCCUAAAGCAACAACUGCGCAGGCGACACAGGAGUACGAUGAGAGCGAGUACAUUACAGUCACGUCGAGUGGGAGGAAGAGAAAGAGACCGAUUCAGAGGGGAAAACCGCCGUACAGCUAUAUUGCGCUUAUUGCCAUGGCUAUUGCUCACAACGACGAUCGAAAAUUAACCCUCGGCGGAAUUUACAAAUUCAUCAUGGAACGGUUUCCUUUCUACCGUGAUAAAAAGGACAAAAAGUGGCAAAACUCCAUUCGCCACAAUUUAACGUUGAACGAUUGCUUUAUUAAGCUACCGCGAGAGCCGGGAAAGCCUGGGAAAGGAAAUUACUGGAGCAUUGACCCGGCCGCCGAGGACAUGUUCGACAAUGGCAGCUUUCUCAGGAGGCGAAAGCGAUUCAAACGUUCUGACGAGGAGAAACGGGUACUUUCCGCUUAUUUCGGCGGCGAUCCGGCCGCAAUCGACGCUGCUGAUGGCCUCUUCCGUCAACAGCAGCAGAACCACUAUCCGGGGCUUUACCAAACAAACCACGGCUACUACGGCGGGCAGCCCUUCUACACACCUCAUCCGGAUCUCCAAAUGACAACUUUCGAGGCGGAACACGCGGAAUUCGAAUGGCAACAACAAAAUGCGGCAAUCGCUGGACAUGGCGCAGCGCUGGAUCCCUCCGUUCCUCAAGUUCUUCCUCCGCAAGUACAUCCUCCGCAGUCGCAGCCUCCUCCAGCUGCAGCCAUCGGAGGUCAUCUUCUUUUUGACCCGAUGAUGGCUGAAGGUCCUUUUGUCCAGCUUCAGCACAAUCACAAUUCAAUAGCAAUCAACAACAAUCAGCCAAAUAGCUCGUUGAUUGACAAUCCUCACAUCUCAGGCACAAUCGUAAAAACAGAAUUCCCAGCAUCAAACGGAAGCACCUCGAGCAUCGAUGAUUUCAACCGAUUCCAACAAGUUCCGCUAUUCGGCCACCAGUGA